GAAAAUAUUAUGCUUUUUGCAUAUAUCUCCAAAGAAUAAAAUGAAAAUAAGAAAGAAUUCAUCAGCGCCAUGUAUUUAUUCCAAGGAAAAUAAACAUUGAAAAACAACCACAGGACGACGAGACAAAACAGGGAGCGGGAGCUGUUUCAGAGAUCACCAUCACAACUACUACUACUACUUCCUUUAAGCUUGAAGGUUCAUGGAAUUACAUGAAAAUAAUGAAAGGGCACGUAACAACACUGGCUUUUCUUCAGAGGUCUAAAUUUUUUAUAACCCCUGCCAUACACAACUUUUGUAGAUUUUACAGCAAUACAAUAGAAAAGCAAACACAGAGAACUGAACAGUCUUCCAGAACUUUACCACACACUGAAGAUCAUGACACCUCAUCAAGCAGCAGUAGUUCAGAUGACUCAAGUUCUGAUUCUGACGGGCAUGAACAGGGUAGAGAAUCAACUUAUAUUGAAGAAGAAGUUAGUAAAUUCAGGGCUAUGGCAAACAUGUGGUGGGACCCUAAAGGUGAUGCCAAGCCACUUCAUGCACUGAAUAGAUUAAGGGUAUCUCUUAUACGUGAUGGUUUGAUACAUUCUAAAAGUGUUGACCCAGAACAAGUGGGUGGACCAAAACCACUAGCUGGAUUGAAAAUUUUAGAUGUGGGCUGCGGUGGAGGUAUUCUAUGUGAGCCUCUUGCGAGACUAGGUGCAAGUGUUGAUGGACUUGAUGCUGCCGAAGAAAACGUUGCAGUCGCAAGUUUGCAUGCUAACAGAGAUGCAAGAAUUCGAAAUAACAUUAACUACAUAUGUGGAACUGUAGAGGAGCAUACCAAGUCUCUGAAAGAUCACUAUGAUGCUGUUGUGGCGUCCGAAAUUUUGGAACACAUAGAAGCAACUGAUCUGUUUGUCAAAACCUGUUUCGAUGCCCUUAAACCUGGAGGAUCAUUCUUUGUUACAACAAUUAAUAAGACUACUGUUUCAUGGCUUGGUGGGAUUUUAAUCGCCGAAUAUGCUUUACGUCUCCUUCCUGUUGGGACCCAUGAUUGGAAUAGAUUUGUACCACGACAAGAACUUCUCUUCAUGCUUGAAAAGAAUGGUUUUGCAACCCGUCUUGUUCACGGAAUGGCUUAUAACCCUUUGGCCAGUGACUGGCUAUGGAUAAAAUCUUCUUCUAUCAACUAUGCUGUUCAUGCAGUAAAACCAGCUUAAAUAUUUUGUAAGUUUAAUGUGACACAAGCAAUGUAUUCUUUUGUAAAUAUAUUACUUAGUUAUGGUUGUCUAUCU
Messenger RNA from Macrobrachium nipponense, 1274 nucleotides. It is a transcript of the gene Coq3, whose product is annotated as ubiquinone biosynthesis O-methyltransferase, mitochondrial-like. Gene Ontology annotation, molecular function: 2-methoxy-6-polyprenyl-1,4-benzoquinol methyltransferase activity. Gene Ontology annotation, cellular component: mitochondrion. Gene Ontology annotation, biological process: ubiquinone biosynthetic process. The coding region runs from base 210 to 1199 and encodes 329 amino acids. NCBI's taxonomy places the organism in Eukaryota, Metazoa, Arthropoda, Malacostraca, Decapoda, Palaemonidae. The record is from RefSeq and is a predicted model, not a curated record. The transcript has 8 exons.